This is a messenger RNA of Xenopus tropicalis (tropical clawed frog), 1649 nucleotides long. It is a transcript of the gene tuba1cl, whose product is annotated as tubulin alpha 1c like gene 1. The transcript is spliced from 4 exons. Gene Ontology annotation, cellular component: microtubule; cytoskeleton. The record is from RefSeq and is a predicted model, not a curated record. Bases 225 to 1580 code for a protein of 451 amino acids. NCBI's taxonomy places the organism in Eukaryota, Metazoa, Chordata, Amphibia, Anura, Pipidae. Gene Ontology annotation, molecular function: GTP binding; structural constituent of cytoskeleton. Gene Ontology annotation, biological process: microtubule-based process.
GUGUUGUGCUGAGUGGAUUGUGUUACACACAGGGAAGGGUUUGUGUUAUGGAGACAGGGGGGGGGGGUGGAGUGACAGUUGUACUCCCCCAGGCUCCCUCCUCCCUCCGGUUACUAAGGACUCUCUGACUCCUAUAAAAUGGGGCGCAGGGAGGGCAGGGGAGAUCAGAACUCCAAUAUCCGAGCACAUAACUUAUCGGAACCAGGAGUCUAUCAGCCAACAACAUGAGGGAGUGCAUCUCAGUCCACGUGGGGCAGGCAGGAGUGCAGAUUGGCAAUGCAUGCUGGGAGCUGUACUGCCUGGAACAUGGGAUCCAACCGGACGGCCAGAUGCCCAGCGACAAAACCAUUGGGGGAGGGGACGAUUCCUUCAACACCUUCUUCAGUGAGACCGGAGCCGGGAAGCACGUCCCCCGCGCUGUGUUUGUGGACCUGGAGCCCACUGUGAUUGAUGAGGUUCGGACCGGUACCUACCGGCAGCUUUUCCACCCUGAGCAACUCAUCACAGGCAAGGAAGAUGCCGCCAAUAACUACGCCCGCGGCCAUUACACCAUCGGCAAGGAGAUCAUUGACCUGGUGCUGGACAGGAUCCGCAAGCUGGCGGAUCAGUGCACAGGACUGCAGGGCUUCCUCAUCUUCCACAGCUUUGGGGGGGGCACUGGCUCUGGAUUCACCUCCCUGCUGAUGGAACGUCUCUCUGUUGACUAUGGCAAGAAGUCCAAGCUGGAAUUCUCCAUCUAUCCAGCUCCUCAAAUCUCCACGGCUGUGGUGGAACCCUACAACUCCAUCCUCACCACCCACACAACACUGGAGCACUCAGACUGUGCCUUCAUGGUGGAUAAUGAAGCCAUUUAUGACAUCUGCAGAAGGAACCUGGACAUUGAACGCCCAACCUACACCAACCUGAACCGCCUGAUUGGCCAGAUUGUGUCCUCUAUCACAGCCUCCCUCAGAUUUGAUGGAGCCCUGAAUGUGGACCUGACAGAAUUCCAAACCAACUUGGUACCCUACCCCCGUAUCCAUUUCCCUCUGGCCACCUAUGCCCCUGUUAUCUCUGCAGAGAAAGCUUACCAUGAGCAGCUCUCUGUAUCCGAGAUCACCAAUGCUUGCUUUGAGCCAGCCAAUCAGAUGGUGAAAUGUGACCCCCGUCAUGGUAAAUACAUGGCUUGUUGUAUGUUGUACCGUGGUGAUGUGGUGCCCAAAGAUGUCAAUGCUGCUAUUGCCACCAUUAAGACCAAGCGCACCAUCCAGUUUGUGGACUGGUGCCCAACUGGUUUCAAGGUUGGUAUCAACUACCAGCCCCCAACUGUGGUUCCGGGUGGGGAUCUGGCCAAGGUACAGCGAGCUGUGUGCAUGUUGAGCAACACCACCGCCAUUGCUGAGGCCUGGGCUCGCCUGGAUCACAAGUUUGACCUUAUGUAUGCCAAGCGUGCCUUUGUGCACUGGUAUGUAGGGGAGGGAAUGGAGGAAGGGGAGUUCUCUGAGGCCCGCGAGGAUAUGGCCGCCCUGGAGAAGGAUUAUGAGGAGGUCGGAACUGACAGCGUGGAGGGAGAGGGAGAAGAAGAGGGAGAAGAAUAUUAAAUAAUUGAAGACAUCAAACAAAAAUUAAAACAGCCAAAUAUUUUUUGAAUAAAUGUAUUUUUCUGUUCA